This is a messenger RNA of Apis mellifera (honey bee), 702 nucleotides long. RefSeq names its product ATP synthase subunit d, mitochondrial. NCBI's taxonomy places the organism in Eukaryota, Metazoa, Arthropoda, Insecta, Hymenoptera, Apidae. Gene Ontology annotation, molecular function: proton transmembrane transporter activity. The coding region runs from base 107 to 631 and encodes 174 amino acids. Gene Ontology annotation, biological process: proton motive force-driven ATP synthesis. The record is from RefSeq and is a predicted model, not a curated record. The transcript is spliced from 3 exons.
UUCAACUAAUCGAUAUUACUAGAAAAGUACAUAUUCGUGGUUCGUAGUUGUUCAGAAGUUGUGUCAGAAAUUGUGUUACGUUAAGCGAAAGAAUUUUAACAAAAAAAUGUCACGAAAAGCACUUAAAGCAAUAAAUUGGUCUGCUAUAACUGAACGAAUUCCAAGUUCUGAGAAAGCUGCUUUGACAGCUUUUAAAUCUAAAUCUGAUAGAUAUUUACAACGUAUGAUGGCUUAUCCAGAAGAUUUACCAAAAAUUGAUUGGACAUAUUAUAAAAAAACUAUUAUCACUCCUGGUUUAGUUGAUAAGUUUUAUAAAGAAUAUGAAGCAAUAUCAAUACCAUAUCCAACAGAUAAAUAUACACAAGCAAUUGAUUCUGAACAAAAAGAAAUUGCUGAUAAAAUACAAAGUUUCAUUCAAGAAGUAAAUAGUCAAAUUGCAGAAUUACAACAAAAUUUGGAUCGGAUAAAAAAUAUGAUACCAUUUUCAGAAAUGACAAUGGAAGAUUUUUCUGAUAUACAACCAAAAGGAACCUUAAGACCUGAUGAAGAACCUACAACUUGGCCUCAUACAGAAGAUAGUCAAGAGAAAUUUGGUGAAAAAGAUGAUCCAAAAGAUAAAGAUAAUCAUUAAUUCAAUUGAAUUUUGAAAUGUAUGAUAGUUUUAUUGUAAUAUUCAUUACAUUUUAUCAUUGAGCUAUUAUA